This is a messenger RNA of Rhizophagus irregularis DAOM 181602=DAOM 197198, 390 nucleotides long. RefSeq lists its product as uncharacterized. The record is from RefSeq and is a predicted model, not a curated record. NCBI's taxonomy places the organism in Eukaryota, Fungi, Glomeromycota, Glomeromycetes, Glomerales, Glomeraceae.
AUGCACUUCUCCAAAAAUUCCAAUAAAAUUGAAAGCACUGGUGGCGAAGCUAUUCAAAAUGACUGGGAGUUUUUUAAGGAUAUGGAUAGCUUUUUAAGAAAAGAUCUGAGUAUAGUUGCACCAAUUACAAGUGACUCAAUUUAUGGGAUUAAGCGUAAAGAACAAGAGAAUGCUGAAGAACAAGUCAAAGAGAAUGACUUUAGACAACAAAAAAAAGCACGUUCUGAAGAAAAAAAAACAAAUAUAGAAGAGAUUCGAACUCUUAUUAAAGAACAGACUGAUACUAUCGCUGAAAUUAUGAAAGAACAAUAUAUUCAUGCUUCUGAAGUUCAGCAAAAGCAGCAUAAUGAACAAAUGGAACUAUUUAAAAUGUUUCUAAUGAAAUUUUAA